Messenger RNA from Corythoichthys intestinalis (scribbled pipefish), 7268 nucleotides. RefSeq names its product ubiquitin protein ligase E3A (gene ube3a). The record is from RefSeq and is a predicted model, not a curated record. Gene Ontology annotation, molecular function: ubiquitin protein ligase activity. The transcript is spliced from 11 exons. The coding region runs from base 192 to 2543 and encodes 783 amino acids. NCBI's taxonomy places the organism in Eukaryota, Metazoa, Chordata, Actinopteri, Syngnathiformes, Syngnathidae. Gene Ontology annotation, biological process: ubiquitin-dependent protein catabolic process; protein polyubiquitination.
GAUGGUAGAGAUAUUCUUGAGUUUUAUUGACAAAAGUAGUUCACCUUGACGUUGUUGUCACUUUUUACCACUAGUUUCAAUUCAUCUUACUCGAAAAGUAGUGCUUAUUUCGUUUAGGUUUUAAAACGGAACAACAUAAAUAAACAGGGUAUUGUCCACUGGGCCUUUGGAGGGUUUCCUAAUCCAGCCGAAUGAACAGAUCAACAGCAAAGAAUCUCAUAGAGCGCUACUUCCGGCAAUUGACAGAAGGCUGUGGUAAUGACGACUGCGACAAUGAGUUUUGCGCUUCAUGUCGGCAUUUUAGACCACUGGAUAAAAACAUGGCGGCGGUCCGAGCGGUACGGCUGUGUAAGAGUAAUGCCAAGCUUUGUGAUGUCAAAGUGGCGCAGUCUGAAUUGGACGUUGAACCAUUGGAUCAAAAGGAGGACUUUUCAGAUGUCCAUUACUUCACAGAGAACACGGUUUGUAUGAUUCUCAGUUCGUGUGAAGAGGACGGCGACUACUCCGCCCUCAUCCGCGUUGUCGGCCGGGUUUUCUCCAAUGCCAACGCCCUGAUGAAAAGUUUCCGUAAAGAUGAACCAGACUCUGCCGGGGCUUCAGCUGAACUGGGCGCCUCUCUUGACAUUGACUCUGUCCGGCGUUUCUACGAGCGACUCCAGACCAUCGAGCUGGCCGAAUCUGCUCUGGUCAACGCUCUCGUCUACCUCACUCCCAACGUAGAGCUGGACCUGGAGUACCUGGAGGCGUAUGAGACCAACCCGGAUUAUUUGAACAUCUUCAUAAUUCUGAUGGAGAAUACAAACCUCCACAGCCCCGAGUUCCUGGAAGUGGCGCUACCGCAGCUGUGCAAGGCAAUGAGUAAAUUACCAGUGGCCGCCCUGGCCCGGCUGUGCAACCUGUGGUCCGGAUACGAGCUUCCGCAUGUUCAACGCAUGAUGGAGACCUUCCAGCAGCUCAUCACAUACACCGUAGUUAGCCAUGAGUACGACAGUGAGCACCUGGUCAACGACGACGAGACGGUAGUGGCCGCCUGCAAGUGUCUGAAGGUGGUCUUCUAUGCCAGCCUAAUCGGCGGCGAGGUCGAUGUCGAGCACGACGACGAGGACGACUUAGACGUGGUCAGUUCAGAUGAAGUUAGUGUACAUGAACUUCUAGGUGAGGAACGGCUCUACAAAAAGGGUCCUCAUGUGGACCUACUGGGGAAAGAACUAGGGGUCCGAGCAAUCGACAGCAGGAAGCCCCUCAUCCCGUUUGAGGACUUUGUCAAUGAGUCUCUGAACGAUGUAGUGGAGAUGGACAAAGACUUUACCUUCUUCAAGGUGGACGCUGAAACCAAGUUCUCUUUCCAAACCUGCCCAUUCGUCCUAAACGUGGUUACCAAGAAUCAGGGGCUGUACUAUGACAAUCGGAUCAGGAUGUACAGCGAACGGCGCCUGACGGAUCUUUACGGCUCUGUCCCGGGACAGCAGCCCAGCCCUUACCUCAAGCUCAAAGUGCGGCGAGAUCACAUCAUUGACGACGCGCUCGUCAGGCUGGAGAUGAUCUCCAUGGAGAACCCAUCCGACCUUAAAAAGCAACUCUUUGUCGAGUUCGAGGGUGAACAAGGUGUGGACGAGGGUGGCCUUUCCAAGGAGUUCUUCCAGUUGAUCCUUGAGGAAAUUUUUAAUCCUGACAUUGGAAUGUUCACCUACGAUGACGACACCAAGCUUUUUUGGUUCAACUCAUCCUCCUUGGAGACGGAAGCCCAGUACACUUUAGUGGGCAUCGUGCUCGGCCUCGCCAUCUACAACAACUGCAUCCUGGAUGUGCACUUCCCCAUGGUGGUCUACAGGAAACUCAUGGGCAAGAAAGGCACCUUCUUGGACCUCCUUGACUCACAUCCAGUUCUCUACAAGAGUCUGAAGGAGCUGUUGGACUACACUGGCGACGUGGAGGCGGACAUGUCGCUCACCUUCCAGAUUUCCCAUACAGAUCUUUUCGGAAGCCCUGUGUUGUAUGACCUCAAGGAGGAGGGCGAAGACAUUCCUGUUUCCAAGGAGAACAGACAGGAGUUUGUGGACCUUUACGCCGACUACAUUCUGAACACAAGCGUGGGGAGGCAGUUCCGUGCGUUUAAGAAAGGUUUCCUCAUGGUAACCAGCGAGUCCCCGAUGAGAUACUUGUUCAGGCCCGAGGAAGUGGAGUUGCUUAUCUGUGGAAGCAGGAAACUUGACUUUGAAGCCUUGGAGAAGACAGUAGAAUAUGACGGAGGUUAUAGCAAGGACACACAAAUUAUCAAGGAUUUUUGGGAAACGUUGCACUCAUUUGGAGACGAACAGAAGAAGCUGUUCCUGCAGUUCACCACCGGCACGGACAGAGCACCUGUCGGCGGACUUGGCAAGCUCAAAAUGAUCAUCGCCAAAAAUGGCUCAGACUCCAGCAGGCUGCCGACGUCGCACACCUGCUUCAACGCGCUUCUCCUUCCGGAAUAUUCCUCCAAGGAGAAGCUGCGAGAGAGACUUCUCAAGGCAAUCACUUACGCCAAAGGCUUCGGAAUGCUGUGACGUGGCUGUCGUGGAGGUAUUGUUUUGGGAGUACCAACCAAGUAUUCCUUCAAUUCACUAAGGGGUGCCUACUUCUGCGAACCUGUGCCUCAACAAGCUUUACGACUUUGGAACUCUUUUUUUUUUUCUUCUUCUUUUUUUCUUUCUUGUUUUUUGAGUGAUUUUCUUGUUUUUUGAGUGAUUUUUGGUUCUUCACUGACUGCCGUUGGCGGCGAUCGCUGCCAGCUCCUCCCAGUUCAACUGGAUUGGACGGCUAACGCCAUCAUUGGCACUAAAACAAUCAUUCACAAGGUCAAUUGCAGUGCAAAUUUUCUGAAUUCUGAUCAUUUGAAGUGAAGUGUUUAAGGGGAUGUUCAGAAUUUUUGACAUCAGGCUUAGGUUUAAUUAGUCGGUGGGAGUGAUUUUAACAAAUUCCGUGUAGUUUGUGAGUUAUUUGUUAGUUUCAGGGCUCCAGAGUGGCUAAGCUAACACGAGUCAAUUGGGCUGACUUAGCAUGCCAAUAAAAAACAACAUAUGCACACAUUGUUGGCUAUGUUUUCAGCUAAAGUUAUUAAAACUUAGCUUUGCAUGUCAAUAAGUGCAGUAUGAACAGAAACAUUUGUAAUCCAGCAGCUCUGCAUAGGCGCAGAGUGGAGUGUUAUCACCAGAGGUUGCGCUAGACUUUUUCGUUGUCUGUCAUUUUGACUGACAGGGACAUAAAAAUCCAGUCAUAAUCUAUUUUUACCCGUCACUUAAAUUUUUAAAAUGACUAUAUCUUGAUGCAGUCACUAUAUCUAUAUACACAAUAAUACAAUAAUACUUUAUAAUAUAAAGUAACUAACUAGUGCAGUCAUGGAUUACAGUAAGCAGGCCAGUACUGUGUUUCCAGAUAUAUUUUUAUUAUAUUAUGUAUAUACAGGAUAUAUAUAUAUUUUUUUAUUCCCCCAAGUGGGACCUUCCAUGAUCCUAAUACAUUUAAUAAUACCUAAUACAUUUACCGUAAUUUCCCGAAUAUAAGGCGCACCCGUGUAUAACGCGCACCCCAAAUUUACUUGUAAAAUCUAGGGAAAAUUAUUGUACCAGUGUAUAACGCGCACCCUAAUUUUAGCACCAAUAAAUAGAACAAUACAAGAAAACAGAGCUCGUGUACAGAUACAGAAAUGUCAUUUUACUGUCUGGUGAAACACAGCACAAGCAUAGCACAUUGGUAGUUAAAAACAUUACCGUAAACUGACAAAAUGUACAGUAAUAAUAUGAUCUGAUAACUUCUUCAACUUACCGGAAUCCAGGAGAAAACAAAACAGAUAUGACUUUUCUUUUAAAGGCUGCUGUAUAAUUUGCUCGUUUCAUCAUGUUGAAUAAAUGUUUCAUCCACGGAUUGAUACGGUAAAAUGAAAGUGAGAACGUUAGUCAGAAAUCCGAGAGAGCUCAUCGCUGUAGACACGACAGUAACAAUAGAAACUAUUGUUAUUUGGGUUUGAGUUUCCCGAGGGACAGAUACAGUUGACGGACACAGGAAGUCUGUGUUGUAUUACGUUUGUUAUGGUCCGAGUUGCGGAGCUGCAAUAAACAUUGACUCAGAUGAGUUCAAGAAACUAAAUUCUGUGCUUUAUGAAGAGUGAAAAAAGCAGAAUUUAACACAGACGAAAUCAUUCGACCGAUCAGAGUGAAGUAUUACCGAAAGAAAAUAGUGACAUCACGUACCGUAAUGGUCGACAACGGAUCGCCGCAUAAGUUUCUUCAACACAACAUGGCCGUGUCAAUUAAAAACAAAUCGGUUUUUAUAUAUAUGUAAUAUAUAUAUAUCUCUGUCUCCAUCCAUUUACCCGUGUAUAAUGCGCACCAUGAUUUUACAAGUUGAUUUUGGGGGAAAAAAGUGCGCGUUAUAUUCGGGAAAUUACGGUAAUAAUAAUAAAAUAUUAUAUAAUUCCAUUAUAUAUAUAUAUAUAUAUAUAUAUUUUAAAUUUAUUUAUUAUUAUUAUUAAAUAAAAAUGCACAUUGAUACGACGCACAUAAAGGCAACUUUCAAUUUUAAAAAAAAUCGUUAGAAAGUUGUAUGGACUUACAAUCCGCUAGCUUGUUGUUUCCUGUUGUCUUCCGAAAUACACCUGGGUGACGUCGCGUCAAGUGUUCGUUCAUAGCCGACGUGCUACCGUGGUAUGCGAGCUCAGCUUAGCAAAAAGAGUACACACAGUGGUGGCACCCUCCAUAUUUUCCUUGAAAUAAUUUCAGGCUCUGGCUAGUCUGGUCCGCUUUUUUGGCUUUAUGCCGCUUUCACCGUGUUACCAAUUCUGCCCUUCUUGGUAAUUGGCGGCGUUUUCAACUGCUCGCCGCAGUGAGGAGUGAACCGGCGAUUCACUUGAUUCGUUGUCAUCCUUCACUGCAUCAGUCCCUGUUUUUUCACCUCUUUUAUCAACACCAUCGUCGUUUUGGGGCUUUUUGAAGAAACUUCGGACACUCAGUUGCCUUGACAUUUUUGCGAGUAAGGCCAACGACGUCAUGCAUCAAGAGAGACAAUUAGCUAAUUAAUAUGCUCACUCGCCACCCUGUGGUCUGGGGUGUGAAUUGCAACCUGUCAAAAUGACGGAUUGACUUCAGUUUUUUCCGUCACCGUUGUAAAAAACCGGUCAACGACGGAAAAUAUUCGGUUAAUGCGACCCCUGGUUAUCACAUCGUUUUUUUCCCCGCUUAUUUUUUAUGUCCUUGCCAGCAGUAAGUAACCAGUUUAUAUUAUUCCCUGUUCUUCAUAGAGAAUUUGUGGAAGCUUUGCUUUGCCCUUUUCUUCUGUCUGUUUCCACAGCAUCUUAAGGCACAUUUCGCCAUGUUGCCAGCUGUCAGUUAACUCAGCACACUGAUGCUGCAUCCGAGGAAGGUGGGAAGUCAGAGUUUCUAACCUCUGAUCUGGAAAAAUAACAUCAGUACGCCUCUGCUAUUUGAUCGCUUAUGAGAAAUCAGGUUUGCUGGAGCUCAAAAUCUCUUUUGAUUGCCAAAAUAAAAAACAACUUGUCGCGAUCAGCCAUCUUUGCUGUUCACAUUAGCUUGGAACGCUUUGAGGUCACAACUGGUACCAUCCGAGCGGCAUAAGUCCGACUUCCCACCUUCCUUGAAUGCAGUGUGAGCACGAGUGGCUGAAGCACUCCUCUCUAUUGCGGUCGUAUUACGUAUCUAAAAAAAUAGGCCUGCAGAAUGAAAUGAAUUACGGCAGUUUGGUGUGAUAUUGUUUUGGCCGCAUGGGUGUUUUGGAACAAUCAUCUGCAAUAUGAAUUUUAUUUGACUUUGAUGGAUCUGUUAAUAGAUCUGUAUCAUUUUUUAUUGGCAUGCUAAGAAGGGACCAUUGACGCAUGCUAGUUUAGCCACUCUGGAGCCCUGAAACUCACAAAUAACUUCCAAACUGCAUGGAAUUUGUUGAAAUCAACUCCACCAAAUAGUUAAACACCCGCUAACUCAAAGAUUAAGCCUAAUGUCAAAAAUUCUGAACUUCCGCUUUAAGGCUAAACCAAGUGUGUGUGUGUGAUCAGAUGGUGGACUCUUCUUCUGCUUGUUUGUGAUGAAGUACCGUGAUUUCCGGACUAAAAAGCGCACUGGACGAAAAAUGAAAAAAAUCAACAGAAACGCCGCACCUAACUGUAAGCCGCUGGUGUCCACGACUUGAACCUUGUUAUAUUACCGCGUUUCACCCAUAAAAUCCCCCCAAAAUCCAGCUGUGGCCAUUCACAACUGUGUCUUAACACUCAGUGAUACAUACUACAUUGAGUUUUUGGAUCGAAACAAGGUAAGUACGCGAUAAUAUCUCGUUAAAGUCAUGGCGUCUUUAAUUCUGCUCUUUCAUACUCUCACCUCCAGAUAGGGUUUUGCUGUUUAAAUUUAAUUUUUUUUAAAAUGCCAUCUUGUUCAAAAAUUUUCUUCCCCCAGAAAAUUGAGAUUUUAAGCUUUCCAAUGAUGUAUCACACAUGCAUAUCGGACAAUUUUGAAAGUUUGCCAAAUUGGGGGUCUCAGAGCAGAACUUCAUGUCACAUGAGUGUUUUCCCGCCAUAAGCAUGUUGAGUCGCUAUCCAGCUUGUUUUCCAUGUCUCCCUCCUUUAACACACCUGAAUCAAAUAAUCAGGAUUGUUAUCAGGCUCCCACAGAGCUUGUUGAUGAGCUGAUGACCGGACUUGCAGACCCCCUGUUCUUUAGAACAUAAAUCCAACAGUGGGCAGAACACACGCACAAAUACAGUAACACUGUGUAUCUGUGGUUUUUUUUGUGUGUGUUCAAUUUCACUGAUCUCCAAAAAAUAUUGCAAAAACGCUUGUUCUUGAAUAAUUUUGGGAUGCUGAAUGCAAAUCCGACUGUAGUUUUUUUUCUCCCUGCAAGUGAAGAUUUUAAAAAAAAAAAAAAAAAAUACAAUUAAAAAAUUAUUGCAAGGCGGUAUUUUUAACACAGCGGUUUUAUAGCUGCCACUAAAAGAGAAACAAUAUGCAGCAAAAUACCUGUAAUUCCAUGGUUUGACAACUGCAGAAAAUAUGAAAAGUGCUGUAAACGUCACUGCUGCCAAUGUGCUCCAAAUGUUGAAAUCAGUCAGUUAUGACAAACAAAUGCUGACAACGGUUCAGAAAAAAGGAAACGUUAAAUUAGUAUUGGGUAAAAAAAAAAAAAAAUAAUAUGAAGAAAUGUUGACCAGUUUUUUCACAGCGUCAACUCUAUUCUCUGGCUCAGUGUCCAAAUACGCUAUGAACGCUAGAUGGUGCUGCAAAACAACAUAUG